UUUCGUUUUCUUUGCCAUUUGUAUGACGGGCUGCUGUUCUUUAACCUUGUCGGCAUGCCUAAUCUUGUCGUGGAUGACGUGUGCUGUAUCUAACUGUGGCUCGUUACAACAAACUUGUUACAGGGGACGAUGUCAUGAGAAUACAACGUGUGUCUGCGAUGCUGGCUGGAGGGGAAGUCUCUGUAACCAAUGUGGGGGAAGAGUAAGGUUGACAGAACUGAGUGGAUAUAUUACUGACAGCCCAUUGCAAUAUGAGGCGUGGAUGUCCUGCACGUGGAUUAUUGACACUCAAAGAUCUAAUGUGUCAAUUGUGUUGCGAAUUCAUGACUUUGCUACUGAGUGUAUGUGGGAUCAUCUCUAUGUUUUUGAUGGUGAUUCUGUGGAAGCACAAUUGUUGGCUGUGCUUAGUGGUGCUUGGGAAGAAAAUUUAUUGUCUGCUACAGAUAUCACACCAACAUCAACAGAUUUUUCAAAUAACACAUACAAUGAAACUCUAACAAAGAACAGUAGUGCAGCAGCUACACCAUCACUCUUACCAUCACUGUCACCAUCUUCUACACCUCAUUUCAUGCUUAAAAAUUCUCAAAUGUCAUCAACUGUAGCCACUCCAACACAGACGAUUUAUCCAACAGUUGGACUGCCUUACAAGAAUUUUUCAGCAAAUGAAAGUGUCACGCCAACUCCGGUUGUCCUUCCUUCUUCAUCACUUGUGAAUUAUGAUGGCGGAUUGGAAUUGGUGGCUCGCUCAGGAGCUGUUCUCUUAUACUUUUUUAGUGAUGCAGCAUAUGUUGCUGAAGGCUUCAACAUUUCAUACCACAUACUGGAUAAUGACAGAAACUGCUCUGGUAAUGGGGUGUAUGACUAUGACAUUGGCUUAUGUAGCUGUGAAGCAGGUUGGACAGCAUUGGACUGUUCAAUAUCUAUGCAGCUUUGUGACACAAACUGCAGUUAUCAUGGGUUCUGUGACAACACAACAAAUAAAUGUGUAUGUGAGGACGGCUUUACGGGAGUUGACUGUGAUGUGAACAGUGCAGAUGCACACUGGGAAGCAGUUGAGCAGUCACUAAGUGAUGUUACUGCAAGAGCAUCUCAUUCAGCAGUAGUUUAUGAUGACUCUAUGUUUAUAUUUGGAGGAUAUGCGUUUGAAACGGAGAGAUUUGAGAAUUUUAUCAGAUAUGAUUUCAAGUUUUCAAACUGGUCUACUGUUGAACACAACAGCACAGUCCCAGAGCCCGUACAAAGAUAUGGACAUUCUGUGGUUGUCUAUAAGGAUGCCAUGUAUAUGUACGGUGGCUCUAUCAACAAUCGUCCAACUAAUGAAUUCUGGUCUUUCAAUUUUACUUCAAGUCAAUGGAGCUUUAUUUUGCCCGUUGCUGUAGAAAAUGGGACACUGGAGAAACUUAAUGUCUCUCACCACACGGCGACUGUUGUUGAGGACGUGAUGGUUGUCUUAUUUGGAUUGAGUCAUAAAUUUGGAUUGACAGCUGUCGUACAAGAGUAUGAUUUUGAAGCUAACACGUGGCGUCACAUCAACACAGCUGGUGCUGAAGUAAACGGAGCUGCUGGACAUGCAAGUGUAUAUGUUAGAAAUUUGAGAAGAAUCUUUGUGUCUGGUGGGCUCAAAUACACCAACAAUCCUCAGAGAACAACGCCAUCAAGUGAAUUGUUGGCGUAUGAUCUAGCUUUAAAGCAGUGGUCAGUUUUAGAAAGCAGUGGCCUUCCUCGUUACUUUCAUUCAAUGGAAUUGCUAGGGAAUUUGCUUGUUGUAUUUGGAGGAAACAUGCACACAGACUUGACAACAAGCACAGGAACACCCUGCUACUCUGAUGACUUUAUUUCAUUUGAUUUGGGAUGUGGCAAAUGGAGGGAUAUGACUAAAGCUGGCUUGCCUAACUUUGUCAGCAGAAUUGGCCAUUCUUCAGUUGUAUACAACAAUUCCAUGUAUUUAAUGGGAGGAUUUAAUGGAACAAUGCACUCUACUCUUCUCCAUUUUAUUCCAGCGCAAUGUGAGUUACUAAAUCGUGGAGAGUGUAAUAGCUCUGCUGCUGGCUAUGGCUGUGUUUGGCUGUUCAAUGAGUCAAGAUGCAUUACUGCCGACAAAUCCGAGCUGUUCUAUAUAGCCAAUGUAUGCCAAGAAAGAAUGGAGCAAAUAGAAUGUUCGCAUUAUGUGGAAUGUGAUGCUUGUCUUUCCAAUUCUCUGUGUAACUGGUGCUCUUUAUCAGCCGUGUGUGUGCCAUAUAAUAUGACAACUCUGUGUUCAAAUGAAAAUUCUGUGACGAAUUCGAGCAUGUGUAAGCGACCAUGUGCUGUGUUUCGCGAUUAUUCACAUUGUUCUCAAUCUGUUGAAUGUUCAUGGAGUGGUAAAGAGUGUUUAGAAUCGACAUCUGCUGUUCAAUCAGCUCUGAGCUGUUCACGCUUUUCAACAUGUGUCACUUGUGCACGUGAUUUGUCUUCAUGCUUGUGGUGCCCCUCACAACGCCUAUGUAUUAACGAUUCAAUAUACAGCAUGUCUUUUCCGUAUGGUCAGUGUCUAGAGUGGCUUUCUUCACCUCGAGGUUCUGACUGUCCAAAUUCAUGUUCUGAUUACGUAUCAUGUGAUGACUGUCAAUAUGACAUAUCAUGUGGAUGGUGUGAAGAUGGAUCUAAUACUGGAAAAGGCCAUUGCUUCUAUGGUGGUUUGCAGCAUCCAGGGGCACCACCCCCAGCAAGUCAGUUUGUGCUACCUAGCUAUGAUUUUGUGCCUGUGGAAGUUCCUACAACAGAAUAUGUGCCAACCAAUAUGACUGUUACAACUUCUACACCCAGUUGGACUAGCACUGAGAGACCUACUGUAGUUGAAAAUGCAACAGAGUUGUCAUAUACUUGUACAGAUGAGCUGUGGUACUUUACUUCUUGUCCAGCAUGUCAAUGUAAUGGUCACAGCACGUGUGUUAAUGGGUCAGUUUGUUUCAACUGCUCUGGCCACACGGAAGGAGACCACUGUGAACGUUGUUCUCAUUAUUAUUACGGAGAUGCAAGAAAUGGAGGAGAAUGCAAACAAUGUGUCUGUAAUGGUCAUGCUGAUGACUGUGACCAUCGGACUGGUCAGUGUGCUUGUAAAGCCAGAGGACUUGGUGGCACUGAAUGUGAAAGGUGUGAUUCUCAACAACAUUAUAUUGGCAAUGGUGUGAAUGGUAGUUUCUGCUAUUACAAGUUGUUGUCUGGAUAUCAUUAUACAUUCAAUAUUACACUUAAUCAUGUAAAUUCAUCUCAUUAUGCAUCUCAACCCGGGAAGGAUGGUGACUUUUAUGUUUUCUUCAGUAAUGGCUCUAAGUACAAAGAUAACACAGAAGUGAAGGUUACUGUAUCUUAUGCUGAAAAUGGUGAUUCUAAGGAUGCCAUUCUUAUUACUAACUGGACAAAUCCUGUGGAUGUGAAGUUUAUCUUGGACUCUGGAGACUAUGAUUUGGACAAAGAUACAAUGACAGUGUUUGUUAACAUUGAAGGAUUUAAACCACCAUUUUUAUUUACGCUGGGCUUUGCAACUCCACAGCCAGAUCUUAACUUGCCAAGAUUUUUUGUUACCUUCUUUGGGUGUUUCACCUCAAUGCUGCUGAUGGCUGCUUUGGUAUGGAAGAUCAAGCAGAAAUGGGAGUCAUUUGUCACAAACAGGGCCCGAGUGCAAGAAAUGGCUAUGAGGGCUGCUCGCCCAUUUGCUGCUGUCAUGUUGAUUAUGGAUUUUCACACAACUACUGAAGAAAUUAACAGGCAACGACGGGCUGGACGUCGCUUGAAGGUUGCUCCUGUUGCAUCUGAAAUGUGUGCUAACCGUCGAUCAACCAUUGCAACAGUUUUAGUUCGCCUUCCUGGUUGUGAAAAUGGAGUACCUGCUGUUGGUCAAUCAGCCGUCUGCUUUGGAAGCUGUCUAGCAUCUGUAUCAAACCAGCAGACUCAGACCAAAGCAAGCAAUGUGAAAGGACAUGGCAAUAAAAGAACAGGGAGUGGUUCACGGUAGCAUAUUGUAUUCUUUUAGUGCUAUAGAUACAAUGGACUAAUGCUAAGUGAUUGUAGAAACUUGGGUAGAUGUAGAACAUUCCCGGUAUUUUUGCAUUAGUCUUUAAUACUAUAUGACUGUCCUUGCUGGUAACAG
Molecule: messenger RNA, 4129 nt
Organism: Corticium candelabrum
Lineage: Eukaryota; Metazoa; Porifera; Homoscleromorpha; Homosclerophorida; Plakinidae
Product: attractin-like
Exons: 24
Coding region: 23-3994 (1323 amino acids)
Cellular component (GO): Golgi apparatus
Molecular function (GO): protein binding
Source: RefSeq, a predicted model, not a curated record